Molecule: messenger RNA, 1896 nt
Organism: Teleopsis dalmanni
Lineage: Eukaryota; Metazoa; Arthropoda; Insecta; Diptera; Diopsidae
Product: iduronate 2-sulfatase-like
Exons: 3
Coding region: 207-1772 (521 amino acids)
Molecular function (GO): iduronate-2-sulfatase activity
Source: RefSeq, a predicted model, not a curated record
AAAUAAUAAUCAUAAAAGGCAAAUUGCUGAUCUUGGAAUUCAACGUGUGUCGCAGGCUCAGUUUUCAAUGUAACCCGCAGUCGCAGUCUUCGGUGUACAGCUCAACGUAGUAGUAGCACAAAUAGUGCUCAUCGUCGCGAUCGGUGAUCAACAGUUUGAGAUCAUCAAUUUUUUGAUUUGAAUAGUGCAGAUUUUGUGAUUUCGUCAUGAGAAAAAAAUAUAAAUCUCUUAAGACGCAAUUGUUGCUCGGCUUCUUAUUUGCUGUGCAAUUGGCACUUGUCUAUAGUACGCGAAAUGCGACGUCACGAUAUAACGUCGUCUUGGUGAUAUUCGAUGAUAUGCGUCCAGUCAUUGGUGGCUAUGGCGAUCGUUUGGCGUACACGCCGCACUUGGAUGCUUUUAUGAAUGAAAGUUACUAUUUUACACGCGCUUAUAGUCAGCAAGCUCUGUGCGCGCCUAGUCGUAACUCUAUGCUCACCAGUCGCCGUCCUGAUACUCUUCAUCUGUAUGACUUCUACAGUUAUUGGCGCAAUUUUGUUGGUAAUUUCACAACGUUGCCACAAUACUUUAAGGAACACGGUUAUUAUACUUAUAGCACUGGAAAAAUAUUUCACCCAGGCAUAUCUUCAAAUAACACUGAUGACUAUCCGCUCAGUUGGACUGCUCGUCCAUUCCGUCCAAAAACUGAAAAAUACAUGAAUUCGCCAGUUUGUCCCGAUGUUAGCGGUGUACUUAAAAAGAAUCUUAUAUGCCCUGUACAUUUGCAGACACAACCAUAUAAAACUUUACCUGACAUUGAGUCUACCACGGAAGCGAUACGCUUUGUGCAAACCCGUACUAAAAAUCGUAAACCCUAUUUUCUCGCUUUGGGCUUUCACAAGCCACACAUAAAUUUUCGUUUCCCAAAACAAUUCUUAAAUCAUUUUCGCAUACGUAAUUUUUACAAUUAUACCGAAGACACAAUUAAACCACAUGAUAUGCCAAACGUGGCUUGGAAUCCCUAUACAGAUGUGCGUUCACGUGAUGACUUCAAAUAUAUGAAUAUAUCGUUCCCUUAUGGACCGAUUUCACGCUUGCAAAGUGCACAAAUACGACAGGCGUAUUACGCUUCGGUCGCAUAUGUCGACGAUUUAUUUGGAAAAUUUAUGGCUAAUAUUGAUAAAAAUAAUACGAUCGUUUUAGUGACCAGUGAUCAUGGUUGGUCAUUGGGAGAACAUGCUGAAUGGGCAAAAUAUAGUAAUUUUGAGGUUGCCUUACGUGUACCACUUAUUAUACGAACACCAGAAUAUGCUUUAGAUACGGCGAAGAGAGUGAACACCAUGACGGAAUUAGUGGAUGUUUUUCCAACAUUAGUCGAUUUAGCACACUUGCCAUCACUACCACGCUGUACUGAUACUACACAGUUGGCUUGCACAGAGGGUAAGAGUCUAUUUCCACAACUGGGUGGUGUUGGUUUAGGUGAAGAGCAUGUGGCUCUAAGUCAAUAUCCACGUCCCGGCACACAACCAACAAAACAUCCUAAUAGCGAUAAACCUAAACUGAAGAAUAUCAAAGUGAUGGGGUAUUCUAUGCGCACUGAGAAUUAUCGGUACACCUUAUGGGUGCGUUUUCACGCCCAAAACUUCAGCCGAGAUUGGACUGAUAUCUAUGGUGAGGAAAUGUAUGAUCAUCGUUUGGAUGCAGGUGAAGAAAUGAAUUUGGCAGAGUUACCAGAGUUUGAUGAUGUACGCACUUGGCUUAGAAAAAAGUUGAUUGUUAGUUUCAGUAAAUGAAUUAAAAGUUUAAGUGAAAUAGUAUUUUUCUAAGUUGUGUAUAUUAUUUGUUAAAAUAUGUAUAUAUUUAAAAAUUUAUUAGUUUAUUAAUUUUCAUAAAAGCAAGAGGAAAAGCAAAACCAAA